This is a messenger RNA of Mangifera indica (mango), 2263 nucleotides long. Its product is annotated as ethylene-responsive transcription factor CRF5-like. Gene Ontology annotation, biological process: regulation of DNA-templated transcription. The coding region runs from base 1194 to 2063 and encodes 289 amino acids. NCBI's taxonomy places the organism in Eukaryota, Viridiplantae, Streptophyta, Magnoliopsida, Sapindales, Anacardiaceae. Gene Ontology annotation, molecular function: DNA-binding transcription factor activity; DNA binding. The record is from RefSeq and is a predicted model, not a curated record. The transcript is spliced from 2 exons.
GAAGAUUUGAAAAGAGUGCAUAUGGACGCUGAUAUUUUGUGUUCAAGUAACUGAAUCCACCCAAAUGGGUCAUGGCUGCCAAUAUCAUCAUGAGCGCACAACGCAGAAGUCUUAUCACAACAAAGCAGGUUGAAGAAUGUGUCACGUGAAGUAAAUGAAGCAGAGAUGGCAAAACCUAAUGAGAAGGUCUUUUCAGUUUCCUACCUAACCAUUCUGAUACUCAUGGAUGACACUUCAAAAUUCAGCCAAUCUCUUCCUCUUCCUUGCUCUCCAAGAUGGUCUACAGAACAUACCCCUACCAAUAAAAAAUAAAAAUUAAAAAACUCCUGUCCUGUGGCGAAUAUAAUAUUAUAACUUCAAUCAUCUCCAAGUGUUAAAUGGUAAGUUGCUGAGUCAGACAGGUUUUUUCUCGGUGGAUAUAAAGAUAGCAGAGCUAAAUGCUUCAUGCUUGACGGGCAAGCAAAAACUAUUAAUAUCAUAUUGUGGGUUAUUUCGUAAUUUCAAGUCUUUCGCCUUCUGACAGUCAAACGCCUCAUUCACAUGCUGGUGUGACUGAAUUAUUUUCACCGACUUUUGUAACAAAACCGGUCUCUUCCUCACGUGACUCAUUUGUUCAACAGAACUGUUACGGUCAUUGACUGUCACUCAUUUCUAAUCACAGACAAACCGGCAACAAUUUUGAACUGGGACCCGUGAUACGGUAUCCAAUGCGAUUAAAGCUGUGAUGCAAUAUCUGUGUUGGUCUGUGCAACUAAAUAUAUAUUCCUUGGGCCCCAAGCAGUAAUCGGAGGGCCAACCACGUUUACGGAAUUAAAUAUCCGCGUGUUGAAAAUCGACGGCUCUAAUAUAAGAUGCGGCGGGCCGUUCCGGUGGUCACGGGAGAUACCGGUUGUAUCAAAUAACUCUUUCUCAUUAUUUUCUUAAUCCUCCAGUUUAAAAUUAAUUAAUCACUAAAAAAAAAUUCGAAAUCGUAACUUCCGAGACUAAAAUAAGGGAGUAAAAAACAGGUUUAGCCAAAAAAAAGUCAAGCCAUUCAGGAUUCUCCUAUAAAACUGCGAUUCUUGGCCUUUUGACCCUUCCUGCAACUGAAGCGCUGGUUAACUUGGCACCUUCACUUCCUCUCUCAAAGCUCUCUGCUUUACCCCCGUUUCUGGUGUUUUUGAUUUUGUUUAAUAUUCAUUUGUCAUUCUACAAUGAAUCAAGCUAUUUCGUCUCGUACCAAAUACUCAGAACACCGGACGAUUACUACUAAGUUUGUGAAGCCAUCUGGGAUUCAAACAAAAGUAGUUCGCAUUUUGGUGACGGAUGGUGAUGCCACUGACUCGUCAAGCGGCGAGGAUGAAGAUUACUUCUGGUCUGUUCGAGUGAAGAAGCACAUUAACGAGAUCAAGAUUGAAGAUUGUUCAAAAUUCAUGAAUGAGAAUCUAGCCAAUAACAACAGAGACAGAAUCACAAAGCCAAUCAAGCAAAAAGCAAGUGGCAGAUCUAACGGCAACAAGUACAGAGGCGUGAGACAAAGGCCAUGGGGGAGAUGGGCAGCGGAGAUCAGAGACCCGUCUCAAAGAACAAGAGUGUGGUUAGGGACUUUUGACACUGCAGAAGAGGCUGCUCUUGUUUACGACAAAGCUGCUAUUCGCAUUAGAGGGCCUGAUGCUCAAACAAAUUUCAUCAAACCCCCGGAGAGAAAUGGAAAUACGACGCCGUUAGAACUUGAUGUUGUUACAGUUUCUGGGUAUGAUUCAGGUAAAGAAUCUGUGACAAUAUAUUCACCGACGUCUGUUUUGAGAUUCCAGUCAAAUGAAAAUGAAGAAGCUGAACAAAGAACAGAGUGUCAAAUCAAGACUGAGACUGAAAGUGAAUGGAGACAAGCUCAAGACUGUUUCUUCUUAGAUGAGGGGUUCUUGGAUUCUGAAACACCUCCUCGGAUAUUUUUCGAUGAGAUGAGUGUGCCGCUUUCGACAGAAAAUUUAGAUGACAUCUCAGUAAGUUUGGAUGGUGAUUUCAGGUCAUGCAUAUGGGACGUUGAUGAUUACUUUCAAGACCAUACUUUGCCAUUGCAUUGAUCGACACUCAGUAAUGGAGAUAGUUGCUUCAAGUUGGUGUUUAUCUUCAUGUUUGGUAAAUUCCGAGUGGAAUUUUACUCGGAAUUUUGGGUAUAUAAAACCAAGCAUAUGUGUAAAUUCUUUGCUUUAUUAUUUAUUUUUCUCAUGAAAAAAUUGGUGCAGUGUGAAACUAUGAAAAUGGAAUGGUGUGAUUGUAGGAA